AUAAGUAAAUAGUUGGGUGUCAUGGCGGAAUCUGCAGUGUGUCCUGCUUUCCAGCUGGAAAGAUCCCGGUACGACCAGGGCUCCUUUCUUGGCCGGCUGAGACACUUCAUCGACAUCAUUGACCCCACCACACUGUUUGUCUCAGAGAAACAGCUACAAGCCAGCCUCAAGCUUCUAAAUGAUUUUAAAAACGGCAUUGUUCCACCUGGAGUGUCUGAUGAUCAGCUGUGGGAGGCUCAGAAGAUCAAGCAGGCCAUCAUUCAUCCUGACACAGGGGAGAAGAUCUUCAUGCCAUUCCGUAUGUCAGGUUAUGUCCCAUUUGGAACUCCAAUAGUCAUAGGCCUUCUUCUGCCAAAUCAGACUGUGCUGUCUACCAUUAUAUGGCAGUGGCUGAACCAAAGUCACAAUGCCUGUGUGAACUAUGCAAAUCGUAAUGCUACAAAGCCUACACCGACGUCCAAGUUUCUCCAGGGGUAUGUUGGAGCUGUUACCAGUGCGGUCUCUAUAGCAGUGGGACUAAAUGUGCUCAUCGAGAAGGCCCAUAGACUGAACCCUGCCACUAGAAUGAUCAUUCAAAGACUGGUGCCAUUCCCAGCUGUAGCCAGCGCAAACAUCUGCAACGUGGGCCUGAUGAGACACAAUGAGCUGUCCGAGGGUAUUGACGUCCUGGAUAAUAACGGCAAUGUGGUGGGCGCAUCCAGAAUCGCAGCCAGACAUGCGAUCAUGGAGACAGCCUUCACGCGAGUGGUGCUGCCGAUGCCCAUCUUUGUCCUCCCUCCCAUCAUCAUGUCUUACCUAGAGAGGCUCCGAUUCCUUCAGAGGAACCGACGGCUGCUGCUCCCCAUCCACAGUGUAGUCUGCCUGGUUACCUUUGGCCUGUCUCUGCCUGUGGCCAUCAGCCUGUUCCCGCAGAUGUCCCAGAUUGAGGUGUCUCGCCUUGAGCCAGAGAUUGCCAUGGCAACUGAUUGCAAGGUGGUGACCUACAACAAGGGUUUGUGAUGGAUGGUGGGUGUGUGAGAAGAAGAGAAAACAGACAGUGAGCAGCACAAGUGAAAGGAGGCUAGUUUUUUUUUAAUACAGUGAACUGUUAAACAUGUACUGUUGCAGACUAUAUACAGUUAAGACUACUAUGUGCCAACUAAACCAGUGUCUGUAGCCAUUUAACAUUGUUUACUACUACUGGAUUAACAUUCUCAUAUCAGUUCAUAGCCGUUUGAAGAACAGUAAACACACAGUAAGUCAAUAUUGUGUAAUUUCUCCAAGUCAGCUGCUAAUAGACCCUUUAAAAAUUUGUAAAUAAAUGCAUUCUAAUUCAUGGGAUGGAGGCACGAGGAAGCAAACAUGAACAUGAUGCAAUUUCAAAAUCAAGGUGGUUUAGGCAAAUAAUCACUCAGAUAUAUAUAAGUGAUAUCAGAGCCUGUGUAUGUUAGCCUGUUUGUUUUUAUAGAAAAAUAUUAUAAAUACAAAACAGAAAUGCUGACCGUACAAUAGUUCAGUUUUCUGACAUGAAUUGACAUUUCAACCCCAGAAAUUCAAAAAUAUUAUUGAUUGCUAUAAAUCAUAGAACAUCAUCAUUUUCAUCUGAUGUGAUUUCUUUCAUGAUCUUCAUAUUUUUGCCUCUAUUAUAGCAUUUUGAUAUGAAUUCUGAUGACAUUAUAUUUUUAAGGGUCUACUCUAUACUGUGACCCCAUAUCAUGUACCAACAAGAACCACAAAUGUACAUGCAAGCCAGGAGCAAUAGUUGUCCUGCAGAAAGAUAUGUGCAAUACUAAUGUAUACUUUGAUUUAUUGUUUUUAAUGAAGGGAAUUCUAGGGUGUUCAAGUGGCCAAACACUGGGACUGCGGUGUAGGCUACAUGCUGCAUUAUGGCAUAUGACUGCAAGCUAUAA
Boleophthalmus pectinirostris (great blue-spotted mudskipper) is the source of this 1889-nucleotide messenger RNA. It is a transcript of the gene sfxn5b, whose product is annotated as sideroflexin 5b. Gene Ontology annotation, molecular function: monoatomic ion transmembrane transporter activity; citrate transmembrane transporter activity. Gene Ontology annotation, cellular component: mitochondrial inner membrane. Bases 22 to 999 code for a protein of 325 amino acids. Lineage: Eukaryota; Metazoa; Chordata; Actinopteri; Gobiiformes; Gobiidae. The transcript has 14 exons. The record is from RefSeq and is a predicted model, not a curated record. Gene Ontology annotation, biological process: mitochondrial transmembrane transport; monoatomic ion transport; citrate transport.